This is a messenger RNA of Penicillium cosmopolitanum, 423 nucleotides long. RefSeq lists its product as uncharacterized. The transcript has a single exon. Gene Ontology annotation, biological process: response to xenobiotic stimulus. The record is from RefSeq and is a predicted model, not a curated record. Lineage: Eukaryota; Fungi; Ascomycota; Eurotiomycetes; Eurotiales; Aspergillaceae. Gene Ontology annotation, molecular function: DNA-binding transcription factor activity. Bases 1 to 423 code for a protein of 140 amino acids.
AUGGUCAUGGACUGCACGCCAUGGCAUCAAGUCGCCAAUGUUCCAUUCCAUAUAAUCUGCGUCCUCCUGGUAAUAGACACGCGUCCAUCACUCUCGAUGCUCCCAGAAGCAAUGACGACUCUCGGGCUGGUUGCAUCCACCUAUGAUACCGAAACCAUGAGAGAGGCGUAUAGCGCGGCUUGCUUGUUGGUCUUGUUACACCAACAGCGUAGAAAGGAUGAUAUAGCGAUUCUGGGAGAGGCACUCAGUACCCAGAAAACCGCUCAAUUAGAGAUAUUAUCUCAGCCAACCCCUAGUGCCGAGGAGUUCAAUUGGCUGGGCGCUCUAGUUGCAGACUUGCCUGGGCUACAAAGGGUCGAUUUGGACCAGUUUUUGAACGCAGAUAUGAUUGAUGUUCCACCUUUCAUGGGUGAAUCUACCUAA